Molecule: messenger RNA, 405 nt
Organism: Purpureocillium takamizusanense
Lineage: Eukaryota; Fungi; Ascomycota; Sordariomycetes; Hypocreales; Ophiocordycipitaceae
Exons: 1
Coding region: 1-405 (134 amino acids)
Source: RefSeq, a predicted model, not a curated record
AUGGUCUUCUGCUCACAGCGACAGCCCGAGAGCAUCUACCUGCAUCCGGACCGGCACGAUGUGACAUAUCGCAUCGUCAAGCUCCUAGAUGAACAGAAGCACGCAAUGGUACGCUUCCUGCUUGCUGGGGAAGAGGCCCUGGCUGCUGGUCCCCUCCCCAUCAUUGCCGGCAGCGAGAACAGAUGCAGGGUUGAUCCAGAGGAAGACAUGCGUAUCACAGGCAUUUAUCGGGACUUGUGGGAGCGUAAGCCGUGGCCGGACGACGCGUGGGACUUCCGGCUCCGCGACGUGUUCGAUCCGUUGAACUAUGUCACCGAGCAAGACUGGCUGGAUUCUGCGGGCCGAGCAAUGGACAGGAAGAUACGGAUCGACGAAGAGCGGUUUGGAGGAGACGGUAGGGAAUAG